UGUGCGUGUGUUUGCUUUCGUUUAUUUGUUUCGUGUUUUGUCGACAAAAUCUAAUAAUACAAAAAAGUUUCAAAAAAAAAAAAAAAAAAAAAAUCUUUGUUAAUUACCGUUACUGGUGGUGAAUGCUUAUAUGGUGAUGAUGAUGAUGGAUAAAAAUGAAAGAAUUUCCGAUCCUGAAUUGAAUACAAAAAAUGUUUCCAAGCAUGAAAAAAUGACAGACGUAGAUUCCGAAAAUGAUAAUGAAAAUGUCGCCGCUGUUGUUGACAAUAAUAAUGGUUAUGAAUCCGAUUUACAUAUAAAUGAUGAAGAUACUAAAAGCAAAAAUUCUGAUGUUGCAAGUUUUGACAGUGAUAAUAGUUCAGUUUUUGUAUAUGAUAUUCAAGAGGAUUACCUGAAAGAAUUUGUUAAAUGUUUAGACAAAAGUGAUGAUGGCCAUGGAUUACAACAACAAGAAGAAAAGAAAUCUGAUAAAAAUAAUUCAGUACAAGAAAAUGUGCCAAAUGUCAAUAAACGACGUCCGGUAAACAAACGUAUGGUAUCAGGCGGCGGUAGUGGCAAUACUGUUCAUAAUCGUGGCUUUCAUCGUAAUAAUAUGGUAACAUAUCAACAGUAUAUUAAAACAGCAGCAACGAACAAUUCUAAAAAUUGUGAUAAUGAUAAUCCAUAUUUAAAUGUUUGGGGACAUCGUACAAACAUUGUCGAUAGGAAUGGCCAUAUUCAUCGUGUGGUUAUGGAAUUGAACAAUUAUUUGGCCGUAUAUAGAGCACGUUAUUUUUAUUAUUUUGAUCUAGUCAAUGGAAAAUAUCCACAAUUUGUUCGCUGUACCGAUGAUAAUAUGGAAAUAUGGCGUAUGAGUUUUAAUAUUUAUGCGACCGGUUUUUCUGAUCUGAUUGCUCAUCUUGGCGAAAUUCAUUCAUUUUAUCAAAUGGAAACCAUUGAUAAUGAAUUAAAAUGGGUAUAUAAAGAUUUUAAUUUCUAUCCAAACAAAAUGCGUUACGGUAUACCUGUCCAUUCAUAUGAUAUUGCCGAUAUUUAUUCACGAUUUGUAAAGUUUGUUUGUCUUAAGGAUAAUAUAGUGAAAAAUUUUCCCAAUGUUAUUGUGAAUCAAAAUUAUUAUGUACAUCGAAAAUUUCAAGAAAAUUUACAAGCAAUGAAAAAUCGUAUAAAUGAAAUAUCAUUAGUUCGAACCGAAGAAGGUGAUAAUAGUGGCGGCUGUAACCAAACGAAAAUCGAUAAGAAAAUUCUGGUGCCCUACAAAGAUGGUCGACAAAGUUUGGAUGAACAACAAACAGCGACAACAACAAUCCAAUGUGAUAGUAUUGUCGGUAAAAAUGAAGCCUAUUCAUUUCAUGAUCGAGCAUUUCGAUAUUGGACAAAAUCUUCAAAUGAAAUGAAUCGUCGUCGUCGUAGUCAUUCUAACAACAUUAUCAACAAACGUUAACAUUUCAAUAUUAUUCAAGUUUAAAGAUAAUAUAUGAAAUGAUUUUUUCAUUA
Molecule: messenger RNA, 1494 nt
Organism: Dermatophagoides farinae (American house dust mite)
Lineage: Eukaryota; Metazoa; Arthropoda; Arachnida; Sarcoptiformes; Pyroglyphidae
Source: RefSeq, a predicted model, not a curated record